ACCCCUUUCAAUCAUUCCAAGUACAAUCUCGCUCUCUCUCUCUCUCUCUUUAAGUCUCUCUCUAAGCCCUCUAUCGUCGCCUUGAAGGACAACAAUUGACUGAGCUUAUAGGCGAAUUCUCAUCUGGGUCGGGUAGUAUCAGUGGUAAUUCUAAGGGGACAGAUACAAGAUUGGAUUGAUAGUCAUGAGGAUUUGGGAAUGUAUGUUUCGCAAUGGUUUUGGGAGGCAUAUCGGCUUACGGCUUGCGUUAUUCUAGCACUCUAAUCAGUGCAGUUGGGAAUUUUGUGGCGCAAAAAAAAGCUGAAUUGCUGAUUCUCUUUUUGGCUACGAAUGAAAAUCUCCCACCAAAUGUAAUUAAGCAACUUGCGAAGGAAUUGAAGAGUCUUGAUGAAUCCCCUCCUGAAGGCAUUCAAGUUGGGCUUAACGAUGAUGAUUUUUCAAUCAUAUAUGCUGAUAUUGAAGGGCCAGCUGGCACUCCUUAUGAGAAUGGUGUUUUCCACAUGAAGUUGUUAUUGUCUAGGGACUUUCCGCACUCUCCUCCUAAAGGCUACUUCCUGACGAAGAUUUUCCAUCCAAACAUUGCGACUAACGGUGAGAUUUGUGUCAACACCUUGAAAAAGGAUUGGAAUCCAAGUCUUGGAUUACGACAUGUUCUGAUUGUAGUUAGAUGUCUAUUGAUUGAACCAUUUCCAGAAUCAGCUUUGAAUGAACAGGCAGGCAAGAUGCUCCUUGAAAAUUAUGAGGAGUAUGCAAGACAUGCAAGGCUUUAUACUGGAAUCCAUGCUAAGCCAAAACACAAGUUUAAAACAGGAGCUAUUUCAGAGUCGACAACUGCACUGAACGUUGAUCAAACUAACACUUUGACACUUAAUGCUGAUCAAAAGAACACAGCACCCGGUGCUGCUUUGCUGGUGAUCUCUGCAUCCCCAUCACUACUGGCACCUAGCACAGUCGCCACUAGAGGAAAUGGUCAGGAUCAGGCACCCGUUGUAGCUCCAAUGGAGACGGGAGUAGGUGGGUCUGCUACUACGGUGAGGAAGGAAGGUGGAUUGACAAAAGCGCAGGUAGAAAAGAAGAAAAUAGAUGCGAGAAAGAAGAGUUUGAAGAGAUUAUGAAGUUUGAAGAGAUUGGAACUUGUGUUAUGCAGUUUGUGACUUAUUUGUCCUCGAUUGAUGGAAGAGCCAAAGAGCCGAAAUGCAUGUAAAAUACAUGAAUUUGGGAAGAGUGAUGGAUUAAAUUUACCCGCUUGCCGCCCCUUUCGUUUUCGUUA
This is a messenger RNA of Malus domestica (apple), 1270 nucleotides long. Lineage: Eukaryota; Viridiplantae; Streptophyta; Magnoliopsida; Rosales; Rosaceae. The record is from RefSeq and is a predicted model, not a curated record.